AUGGUUCUCCGUGUGUCCAGCACUACCGACGAGGUCGGAGCCGCCGUCGGCCAGCUCAUCUUCGACUUGAGCAAGCAGGCCAUCGCCACACACGGCCGCUUCACGGUGGCGCUAUCGGGUGGCUCGCUGCCCAAAAUCCUGAACAAAGGUCUGCAAGCCAUCAAGGGCGAUGUCGACUUUUCUAAGUGGUCCAUCUAUUUUGCGGACGAGCGCUGCGUGCCGCUGGACCACGACGACAGCAACUACAAGGCCUGCAAGGCGGCACUCUUCGACUUCAUCCCCGUGCCAGCAAGUCAGAUCUACACCAUCGAUGCCUCCUUGACGCCAGAAGCCAUGGCGGUAGACUACACCAAGAAGCUGGCCGAAGUUUGGGGUAGCGAACUUCCUCGCUUCGACCUGAUCUUGCUGGGAAUGGGCCCAGACGGUCACACGUGCUCGCUCUUCCCGGGUCACCCUCUUCUGGAGGAGAAGACGCUGUUCGUAGCGUCCAUUGAAGACUCACCCAAGCCACCUCCGCAGCGAAUCACACUCACCUACCCAGUCGUCAACAACGCCGCCAACGUUGCGUUCGUGGCUACUGGUGCUGGCAAAGCCGAGUUGAUCCCGCAUAUGGUCGGCGUCGAGAAGCGCACGCCCCCGCUUCCCGCCGCCAACGUCAAGCCCACGGAUGGCAUCGUCUACUGGUUCAUCGAUGAGGAUGCAGCUGCCAAGCUCUCGGACGAAGCCAGGAUGUGA
This is a messenger RNA of Phytophthora infestans T30-4, 735 nucleotides long. Its product is annotated as 6-phosphogluconolactonase, putative. Gene Ontology annotation, biological process: carbohydrate metabolic process; pentose-phosphate shunt. The coding region runs from base 1 to 735 and encodes 244 amino acids. The transcript is spliced from 5 exons. Gene Ontology annotation, molecular function: 6-phosphogluconolactonase activity. The record is from RefSeq and is a predicted model, not a curated record. Lineage: Eukaryota; Oomycota; Peronosporomycetes; Peronosporales; Peronosporaceae.